Messenger RNA from Phodopus roborovskii (desert hamster), 1563 nucleotides. RefSeq names its product coiled-coil domain containing 69 (gene Ccdc69). The transcript has 8 exons. The record is from RefSeq and is a predicted model, not a curated record. NCBI's taxonomy places the organism in Eukaryota, Metazoa, Chordata, Mammalia, Rodentia, Cricetidae. Gene Ontology annotation, cellular component: cytoplasm; nucleus. Gene Ontology annotation, molecular function: microtubule binding. Bases 299 to 907 code for a protein of 202 amino acids.
UCCUGAGGAGAGAAGAACAUGUCACAGAUCUUGUGAACUGGGAAAAACCAUUGACCCAGCCUCAUGGAAGCCUUACAAUGAAACUCUUCCUCAUCAGGGGGUACUUAAGAACCUUCUGUUGCUCAUCAGGAUCCCUCGCUUCUGGGCUUCUGGCGUUGAGCGCCUCUGGCACCUGCCCUGGCCCAGCCCCGGCCCCGGCCCCACGCAGGCCUGCUCUUCCGGCAUUUAAGGCGCAUAGCCGGCGCGGCUGCAGCUCUGGCUGGUUGAGAGUCACAACCGGCGGGACGCACAAAGCAGAAUGGGCUGCAGGCACAGCCGACCCAGCCGGGGCAAGCGCGCAGAAAAGGUAGAAGAGACACAGACAGAACUCCUGGAGACACUGGACAAAGAGGGAAGGACCCUGGAAGGAAGGCAUGAGGAGGCUGGGCAAGCCCUGCAGACAUCGUGUGCAAGGGAGAAAAACACUUCUAAUGUCUCCAUCCAAGAGGCCAAAGCCUCAUUUCAGAACUCCUGUGCAAUGCCCACCUCAUCACAGGAGGCGAUCCAGCCCCAGAUGAACAGGGUGGAAGGGUCCAUCCUUAGCCAACUCUAUAAGAACCACAUCCAGGAUUAUGGGAGCCCCGGCCUGUUCUGGGAACAAGAGCUGGAGAGUUUGCACCAUGUUAUUGCGAUGAAGAAUGAGCGAAUUCACGAACUGGAGAAGGAGCUCCUCCUCCUGGAGAUGCUGAAAGAAAAGAAUCUGAUAUUAGCACUGAAAAACACCACUCUUCGGCAGGAGGUUGAGGACCUACAGUUCCAAGCAGGGAACAGACUGACCAUAUCAAGGCAGUUCCAGAAAGAUCUACUUCAGGAUCUGGAGAAGGAGUCACAGAAUGGCCACUGCUGCAGCAGACGGAGAAGCCACUGAACCAUCUGAGUCUUGGGAACCUGUUCCCUCCCAGACUCACCACUCCCUCCAAAGUCUGUGGAGAAGAGGGCAAGACUCCACUCUUCUCUCAGGAUGGACCAGGUGGGUAGGAGGAAAUAUAUAUAGGCAACAACACCAAUGGCAGAGGUUGGGCUACCAGAAUCACCCAAGAAGUGCCUUCCCUUAGUUGGCCCAGGGAACAAGCAGGCAGAGUCUUUGUCAUCCUCCUGCCCCCAAAUCCUGUCCUCAUGAGGGCAUGCAAGACUUCUCCCAUGGCAGCUGGCGCCGUUUUUGAUCAUCAGCUUUGCUGACAACUCACCGACCCAUCAAAUUCUUAUUACCACAGCCCUAAUUCUCCCUCAGAGGAAAACUGCAAAAGACAUGAUCCAAGAAGAAGGAAUGCAGGACUGUUUCUGUUGAGAUGGGGGUCUCACCAUGUAGCCUAACUUUGAACUCAAAACCACCAUGCCUCAGCCUCCUGAGUGCUGGGAACAUGGGCAUGUGCCACCACAUCCAACCGGAUAAAGAGUUGAAUUAGCUGUAGUGCUAAGCACUGUAAAUAUUUUUUAAGCAUAUUUAUCUAAGGUCUUAAUGUGAAAAUUAAAUCUUUUAGUUAAAAAUAAAACUAUAUUUUCAUGUCCUUUUCAGUGAAGAUA